Molecule: messenger RNA, 219 nt
Organism: Necator americanus (New World hookworm)
Lineage: Eukaryota; Metazoa; Nematoda; Chromadorea; Rhabditida; Ancylostomatidae
Exons: 3
Coding region: 1-219 (72 amino acids)
Source: RefSeq, a predicted model, not a curated record
AUGCCAGAUAUUCGAGGUUUUUGUGGGAACAUGGAACAACAGAAGGAUCCAAAUAGAAGAAGAAAGAUCAUGGAGUUGAUUACCAUACAUUCUGGAAGAACUUUGGUGUUGUCUAUAUGUUCAGCGUUUCUGAGAGAGUCCUUUGGACUUCCCUGUUAUUUCCAAAGAGACCAGAGACGGAUGACAAAAGUUCUGCGUGCUAUUGAUGCUCUUGAAUGA